UCAGCAACAGUGAGCUGGUCAGUUCGGAAGAACGUGAUAUACUUAUCCAUUCAAUUAUUCAACAUCCAUUUCUAACAAAAUAAAAAUCAACAAGCGCUCUUAAUCUCUUGCUUCUUUUGGUUGCCGUCUGUCUUAAUAAUACAUUGUUUUUUUCAACUCCAUUGCCGGCUCUCUGUAUAGAAAUAGUAAGUUUGCCGUAUCUUAGAUUUUGGUAAUCCGUUCUUCCGAUCUAAAAGGGAGAUAUGGUGAGAACAGAGUAUAUAGCCAUGAAAACUGAUGAAAAACCCACUGAAACACUCACUUCUGAUCUUCAAGAUCUAAAAUCCGCUGCUAAGAAAUUCGCUAACGAUGUCAUCAAGCUUGGGGGCUUUGGAUUCGGAAGUUCCUUCUUCCAAUGGUUAGCUUGUGUCGCUGCCAUCUAUUUGUUGAUCUUGGAUCGAACAAACUGGAAGACAGAAAUGUUGACUCAACUUUUGAUACCUUACAUUUUCUUUACUCUUCCUAGCGUAGUUUUCGACUUCGUAAGAGGAGACCCAGGAAAAUGGGUUGCUUUUGUUGCAGUCGUGUUGCGCCUCUUUUUCCCAAAGCAUUUCCCAGAAUGGUUUGAAAUGCCUGGAGCGUUGGUUCUUCUGUUGGUUGUGACUCCUCAUUUGUUUGCUCACACCCUAAGAAAUAGUUGGGGUGGUGUUGCCAUUUGCCUUGCCAUCGCAUGUUUCUUGCUACAAGAACACAUCCAAAAAUCAGGUGGUUUCAGAAAAUCAUUUACUCAGAGUAAGGGUCUUUCCAAUUCCAUUGGCAUCCUUCUUUUGAUGGUCUAUCCAGUCUGGGCACUAGUUCGAUUUCUCAUCUAGAAACUGGCCCUCUUUUUAUUUUCAGCAACAAUGUAUUCAUAUUGCGUUGUGUUCGAGUGUGUGUGGGUGUGUAUCAUGUACUUGUAAAUCUGCAGAUAAACUGCCACCGAGUGAUAAAUGUGAUUAUAUGACGCAAUUUAUCUUUCAUU
Messenger RNA from Papaver somniferum (opium poppy), 1000 nucleotides. Its product is annotated as cold-regulated 413 plasma membrane protein 2-like. Gene Ontology annotation, cellular component: membrane. NCBI's taxonomy places the organism in Eukaryota, Viridiplantae, Streptophyta, Magnoliopsida, Ranunculales, Papaveraceae. The coding region runs from base 243 to 851 and encodes 202 amino acids. The record is from RefSeq and is a predicted model, not a curated record. The transcript has 4 exons.